Ambispora gerdemannii is the source of this 762-nucleotide messenger RNA. The record is from the annotation of a GenBank genome assembly. NCBI's taxonomy places the organism in Eukaryota, Fungi, Glomeromycota, Glomeromycetes, Archaeosporales, Ambisporaceae.
AUGCAACAAGUAAACGGACUUUUUAUCAAUGCUAUUUAUAACAAUGAUAAUACAAAUACAAUCGCCAAUUUCGGCGAGCUAUUUUCAAGAUUUAUUGGCUUACUUUAUAUCAUGGUCAAUAAGUUUUUACCCACAGAAGAAAUUCGCCAAGAAUAUCGCCAAAGAAAUGGGGGAAACGAUAACCUUGUACGUGCCAACGACGUAUUUUUUGCGGUGCAUGCUCUUGGUGUCAGUGCUUUUACCUUAUAUCAGUCGUUCAUAUAUAAGCGAGAUAAAUACCAACGAAUUUCUCCGGUUGCUCAAUCUUUUAUAAUUCUAUCAUUGUUCGGAAUACUCGGGUUAUUUAUUCGAGUGCUUGCCAGUGGCAACGGGAAAGAAUGGAUUGAUUUAUUUUAUUUUUUAAGUUAUAUCAAACUGUGUAUUAGUUUAAUUAAAUAUUUGCCACAGGCGCAUCUAAAUUACAAGCGAAAAAGCACAUCCGGAUGGAGCAUUCACAAUAUUCUAUUGGAUUUUACAGGUGGCGCAUUAUCUAUAUUUCAACUGAUAUUUGACGCGUACCUCGCAAAUGAUUGGAGUGGCAUAUCAGGGGAUCCCGUCAAAUUUGGUCUAGGUUUUCUAAGCAUCCUAUUCGACUUGGUAUUUAUGAUACAACACUAUAUCCUCUAUCGACAUCCACCUAAAUCACUCGAUGACGAAGUUGUGCCACUACUUAACAAGAAAGAAAUAACGAACCAAGAUGAUCUUGUAACGCGAUACGUGUAG